Molecule: messenger RNA, 693 nt
Organism: Zingiber officinale
Lineage: Eukaryota; Viridiplantae; Streptophyta; Magnoliopsida; Zingiberales; Zingiberaceae
Exons: 1
Coding region: 1-693 (230 amino acids)
Source: RefSeq, a predicted model, not a curated record
AUGGCAGCAGGAUCAGGCGCCAUGUAUGGAGGACGAAUGUUCCAUAACAUCUCCAAGUCUUUCCCCAAUUACCUGCCCGUCGAUUCUGUCCGUUCGGGUUCCAUCAAGCCCACCGGCCUUCGCCUCCAGGCCUCACGGCGGUCGUCUUCGGAGGCCAAUGAUCAGAAGGAUUUCGGUGACACAAGGGAAAUUAGUGGCCGGAAGGAGUCGAUGAAGGAGUACGUGGAGAAGGCCAAGGAUCAGGCGGCCGCUGCGUCAGAGAAGGCGAAGCAGAAGGCGGGAGAGGCCGCCGGGAAGGCGAAGGAGACAGCCGGCGCGGCGAGCGAGAAGGCGGCGGAGACGGCCGAGAAGACGAGGGAGACUGCGGCAUGGGCGAAAGAUAAGGCGAAGGAGAUAGCCGGCGCGGCGCGAGAGAAGGCGGCGGAGACUGCCGAGAAGACUAGGGAGGUUGCGGCGGCGGCGAAAGAUAAGGCGAAGGAGACUGCGGGAGAAGGUGCGGAGAAGGCGAAGGAGGGGGCGGGCAAGGUGGCGGACGCGGCGCAGAGCAUAGGGGAGAAGGCGAAGCAGACGGUGCAGGGGGCCUGGGAGGUGGCCAAGGAGACGACGCACAAGAUCAAGGAGACGGUGGUGGGGAAGGACGAGAAGACCGCGCCGGGAGAUGUUGGCCGGAAGCACGGAAGGGAGAAGCUUUAG